AAUGAUACAGAGUAGACUUUUGUCGAGGACUCCCUGACUCCCACAGAGAAGAAUAAGCCGAAGGGUGUGAUUGGUCCUGCUCGUCCUUUUUCCGCUUCUUCAAGAUUCAAAAGUUUCAAGAUUUCCGAACAUCUCUCCCCGACAAAGUUUUCUAGUUCUAAUAGAGCCCAAUCUUCUUUUUUCACACUUGCUUUUCCCACCUGGUCCGCAAUCCCUUCCAAUCAUGGGUGGCUACAAGCCUCAAAUAACCUAUGUGGUCGAGCAUCUGGACCCAGAAUUGGGACCCUGGUCCUCCUUAGAGUACGGCCGCAUUGCACGGGAAUCACACGCUGCUGGAGCAAGAUUCCUUCUCAGUUCAGUGCCCUCCUCUCUGCAGAUGCCCAAGGACUUGGCUGCCACCCAGGGACUGGAGGUGGAACAUCGCAGCGUCGAAGAGAUAUUUGCUGAUAGGAAGUCUAAAGUCUGCCUUCUGGAUCCAGCAGCAGAGGCUGAUCUGAACCCGGCAGACGGAGAUCAGUUUGAGGUUUUUUUGUUCGGUGGUAUUUUAGGUGACGAUCCCCCACGAGACCGUACUUCUGAGUUGAGGAAAAAGGGCUACAGUGGAAGGCGGCUCGGACCUAAGCAAAUGACAACAGAUACUGCAGUGCGGGUAACGCGUAUGGUCGCUCAAGAAAAAGGGAAUGGUUGACUUGAUCAAGGAGGAUGCCAAUAAAAGCGUUGAUGAUUUGUUUUAGAUUGCAAUCUGGGCAUCUGUACCAUAGCUUAAAAAAGAACAGUGAUGUUUCCGGCGCAUUUUCAUACCAUUAGCAUUUAAUAGUAUCGAACAGGUAUUAAUAUUGCCUGGCUUUCGCUUGCCAAUGAAUCUUGCUUUAUUUUUG
Monascus purpureus is the source of this 878-nucleotide messenger RNA. NCBI's taxonomy places the organism in Eukaryota, Fungi, Ascomycota, Eurotiomycetes, Eurotiales, Aspergillaceae. The record is from the annotation of a GenBank genome assembly.